Acanthosepion pharaonis is the source of this 2487-nucleotide messenger RNA. Lineage: Eukaryota; Metazoa; Mollusca; Cephalopoda; Sepiida; Sepiidae. The record is from the annotation of a GenBank genome assembly.
AUGAAUAAAGUGAAGACGCCUCUGCUGCUGUGUACACUUCUCUCCGUCCUUCACAUAAACCAUGCUGUGGACCUCACUUACUACCUGGAAGAAGGCAACAGCCCAGGAACCGUAGUAGGAGAUAUUGCUGCCGACACACACCUACCUGAACAGGUUCCCCUCCAAGACCGCAAGCUUAUCAGGUACAGCCUUUUACAACAAAGCCUCGUCGAGGGCAUGCAGCUCUUUCGUGUAUCUAAGACGACAGGAAAGCUGUACACCGCCCAGAUUGUCGAUGCCGAGACGCUCUGCCGGCCAAAUUCAGAGUGUUCUCAAAUCCUAAAAGUUGCCGUCCGUCGUGACGAGGCGUUUAUGAAAAUCCUCAAGAUUAAGGUAGUCUUUCAGGACGUCAAUGACCACCAGCCCGAGUUCCCCGUCAAAGAGGUAAAAAUAAAGUUUUCUGAAGACGACAGCAAAGGCGUAAGAAGAUCAAUUCCCAAUGCUAUAGAUAAAGACGUUGGACCCCUCAACUCGCAAAUCACGUACGAACUUAAAAAGAAUCUCGAUGAUCCAUUCAUGCUGUCCGUUUCAAAAAGUUUGGACGGCACUUCCGACCUGAGUAUAAAUUUGGAAAAGAGGCUUGACAGAGAAGUGAGGGAUUCUUACAUGGUUCAAGUCAUUGCCAAAGAUGGCGGAUCACCUCUCCAGCAAAGUGUCUUAGAUGUUCAGAUUUCCGUCACCGACGUCAAUGACAACCCACCAGUUUUCUCACAGAAUGUCUAUAACGUUUCCAUAAAAAACGAGCAUGAUGUAGUCACGCCGGUGGCUAUUUUAUAUGCAAGAGAUUUAGAUUCGGAUAAAAACGGAAGAAUUACUUAUCAAUUUAGUUCCAAAACCUCAGAUGUGGCACAGUCGUAUUUCAAAGUUAACAAAGUGACUGGUGAGAUCUUCUUGCAGAAGAGAAUACCAAACCAACAGAAACUGAAGUAUAAACUGUACGUCAAAGCCACAGACGGGGGAAAUCCUCCUCUGAGUUCGAUUGCGAUGGUUCUGGUCAAUGUGAUCAACCAACAGAAUAAUGCACCAACAAUAGACGUCAAUUUUGUAUCCGGCUCGAAUAGAAAGAAAGCUACCAUUUCUGAGGACAUCAAAGUGGGCAGUUUCAUUGCGUAUGUUGUCAUUACUGACCACGAUGCUGGACCAAACGGUGACGUCAGCUGUGAUCUCUACCACGAAAAAUUCCAGCUGCAGAGCUUAGGGACCAAAGAAUACAAAGUGGUUGUUAAAAACUCAUUGGACAGAGAAACAGCUGAUCACCAUGAUCUGACGAUUCGUUGCCAGGACAAAGGUUCUCCACCUUUACAUAGUGACACGAGAUUUUCCAUCGAGAUAAUGGAUGUAAAUGACGUGCGACCUCAGUUAUUUAAAGACACCUACAAAUUUUGGGUUUACGAAAACGAAAAUCCUAAGACGCGUGUCGGUUCCAUUAAUGCGACAGACCCCGAUCUGGGGCCUGGGGGUAAAUUGACCUAUUCCCUUCUGACCAACAAACGAAAUUUUUUGCCGUUCCAGAUCUCAGACAAUGGAAUCAUAUCGACUGUCAUGUCUCUGGACCACGAAUUCCAAGACGUUUAUAAAUUCCAGGUUCUAGUUAACGACAAUGGUAUACCAGGUUUAAAUAGCACCGUGAACGUUAGCGUUGAAGUCCGUGAUGAAAACGACAACGCCCCCUAUUUUACGUUCCCAAGCGUUAACCCUUUCACAUUCGAUGUAGAGUAUUACCCGCACCAUUCAAACAAUAUCACCGUCCUGAAGGCCUUCGACGGGGACAGCCGCGAGAAUGCCUUCCUCAAGUAUGAAAUAGUCACAGGAAACGACAAACAGCUUUUCAACAUCAACCAUUACACAGGUUUAUUAUCGUUCACGCGUGAGAUCUCCGUCCAAGAUUCUGGUAUGUAUGAACUUGAAUUUUCUGUCAAAGAUAGCGGGACCCCGUCUUUAUCAGCGACGACCGCCAUGGUUCUGAUGUUAACCGUCAGCAACAAAACAACAGAAGUCCUCAACACCGUUCAUCCCCAACCUGCCGAUAAAAUCCACCUGUAUCUCAUGAUAGUAUUAGUUUUGGUGGCUGUUACACUAUCUGUGCCCCUAACUGCCGGAGUCUCUAUUUGUAUAAUUCGUUGUAAGCAGCGAAAGACCGCGGCACAAAGGGCGGCUCUAAGCGCUUCUUGCAAAUGCGUCAAUGAACACAGUCAUUAUGUGUGUCCUUCGAUGCAAGCAACAUACUGGUCGAGCACACCAGCAACUCCAACUACAGAUCAGGAUAUGACCAGAACCAGUUCGUCUUCAAGAGCCAGAAGAGGACUUUAUCCCGAGGAGAAUAUAGCUUAUCAACAAAAGGGUUCUGCAUUCGGAAUGAAAGGCCAAUCAGCAUCAGAGAUAAUCUAUCAGGUAAGUGUAAGUAUCGCUAUUUUUUUUUCCUUUCUUUUUCAUCUUUGCGGCUGGUGA